AUGAACCAAGGAAUGACCUCAGCAAAUGAAUCUUCAGUGAAGGAGUUUAUCCUACUGGGAUUGACACAGCAGCCAGAGCUCCAGCUGCCUCUCUUCUUCCUCUUCUUGGGAAUCUAUGUGGUCUCCACGGUGGGGAACCUGGGCUUGAGUGUUCUGAUUGUUUUAAACCCUCACCUGCACAUGCCCAUGUACUACUUUCUCUUCAACCUUUCCUUCACAGAUCUCUGCUUCUCCUCUGUCAUAAUCCCCAAGAUGCUGGUGAGUUUUGUGAAGCAGAACACUAUCUCCCAUGCAGAGUGCAUGACUCAGUUCUUUUUCUUCUGCUUCUUUGUUAUCAAUGAAUUCUAUAUUUUGACAGCCAUGGCCUAUGACAAAUAUGCUGCCAUCUGUAAACCACUGCUUUACCAGGUCACCAUGUCCUAUCAGGUCUGUCACUCGAUGAUGGUGGGUGUGUAUGUGAUGGGGUUUUUUGGAGGCUUAGUCCAUACUGGUAACAUGCUAAACCUGAGCUUCUGUGACGGCAACAUCAUCAACCAUUAUAUGUGUGACGUGCUUCCUCUCCUGAAGCUCUCCUGCACAGAUACUGCCAUUAAUGAGCUAGUAGUUUUCAUUGUUGGGGGUAUCAAUAUAAUAGUGCCCUGUGUGACUGUCUUUAUUUGUUACACGUUCAUCCUUUCCAGCAUCAUUGGCAUCCGUUCUGCAGAGGGCAGGUCCAAAGCUUUCAGCACCUGUGGCUCUCAUGUUAUAGCUGUUUCUCUUUUCUUUGGAGCCUCAAUAUUUAUGUAUCUUAAGCCUUCUAGUGUGGCUGGGGAAGAAGAUAAAGUAUCUUCCAUUUUUUAUACCAUUUUGGGCCCAAUGCUGAAUCCUUUCAUUUACAGUUUAAGGAAUAAGGAUGUCCACAUUUCAUUGAGAAAAACUUUAAGAAAAAGGACAUUUAACUAA
Arvicola amphibius (Eurasian water vole) is the source of this 942-nucleotide messenger RNA. RefSeq names its product olfactory receptor 145-like. Lineage: Eukaryota; Metazoa; Chordata; Mammalia; Rodentia; Cricetidae. Bases 1 to 942 code for a protein of 313 amino acids. The record is from RefSeq and is a predicted model, not a curated record. The transcript has a single exon. Gene Ontology annotation, molecular function: G protein-coupled receptor activity; olfactory receptor activity; odorant binding. Gene Ontology annotation, biological process: G protein-coupled receptor signaling pathway; sensory perception of smell. Gene Ontology annotation, cellular component: membrane.